GUCAUAACCAUUCUCGUUCAGUAGUGCGAUUCACUACUCUAUUUUAACAACACUUGUUAUCGUUAUAUCAACUAAACAACAAUUUUAUCGAUUUUGCUAUUCAGAAAACGUUUCCUUAACAACACCGGCCUUCGAAAAAUCAGCUGUUAUCGUUUACGAUUCGGCUAUUGCUAAAUUGUCGACAUCUCAAUUGGAGUUGUCAAUUUUGUGUUAGCGUAAAUAUCUAAACAAAUAAAAGUAACUUAAUACGAAAAAAAGGAGUAAAUACAAAUUAGAGAUGGCUUUCGAAUUUGUAGCGUUAAGCUUGUCUCAAAACGAGCCAGAGACAAAUUUUUCAACGGUGGAUCGGCGUUUUCUGCGGGAUAUUGAUAAUCCCCUAGAACUCCCACCUUCAGAGUUCCGGAAGCUUUACCGUGUGCGUCCAGGCAUGGUGGCGGACGUGGUUGAACGGCUGGAAGACCUUUUAAAAGGUUCACGAAUUACAGCGAUAUCGGCUGAAAAACAGGUUCUGUGCGCUUUGCGAUUCUACGCCACGGGAUGUUAUCAACGGCCCGUGGGGGAACAAUGGGGAAUUUCACUGAGUCAGUCAUCAACCAGCCGCUGCAUACACAAGGUAACCGAAGCCAUCAAUAGCCGCUUAUUCUUGUCGGAAGUGAAGUUCCCCAUGACCCAAAUAGAACGUCAAGCUGCCAAGGAAGCGUUUUCCUUAGCUCCUGCGCCUUUUGUCGGAGGAACCAUCGGGGCGAUCGACUGCACCCACAUAUCCAUUUUGGGUCCUAAAAAUAAUGAGGAAGCAUACGUUAAUCAUCAUGGAUAUCACUCCAUAAAUGUGCAAAUGAUAUGUGACCCAAAUCUUAAAAUCCUGAACGUGAAUGCCAGGUAUCCGGGAGCAAGACAUGACUCCUAUAUUUGGAGCUCUUCCGCUGUGCGACAAGUCAUGCAGCGAGCGUUUGAAAAUGGAAACCGCAAUAUGUUUUUGAUUGGGGAUUCUGGAUACCCAUUAGAGCCAUGGCUCAUGACUCCUUUACCCAACCAGCCAGAAGGGUCACCAAAAUUUCGUUACAAUGAAGCGCUCUGCAAGGCACUGAACCCGAUUGAGAGACUCUUUGGCGUCCCUAAAGGAACGUGGCGAUGCUUAUCACAACAAAGGGUUCUGUUGUAUGACCCCGCUUUCGCUGGUAAAGUCGUUAACGCGUGUGCAGCCCUUCAUAACAUUCGUUUAAGUGAGCGGUCAAUUAGGGAUCUUAUUGAAAAUUUUUCAACAGAUUUUGAGAAUUCUGACAGAAUUUUCGAAAGCCCAAAUGCAUCAUCUUCCACUGCAAAACGUGUACAAGAAAGGUUGAUUACAAACUUCUUUUCCUAAAAUUUGUAUGAUUACACUUCUAAGGGCCGUUUUCUGAAGUAACCUUUAACUUGAAAGCUCACUAUAUAUUUAAAGGUUGGAUUAAAAAUAAAGCUAUGUCUAAAGUUAAGCAUUUCUAUUAUCGGUUUUUGACGUAUGUAUGUUUCCUGGUUGUAAAUCAAUUUAAAACCGACAAAAAAAUGAUUUAGUUUAGACACUAUCAUAAACUUUAAUGCAACCUUUAAAUAUAAAGUGAGCUUUAAAGUUACAGGCUACUUGAGAAAACGGCCAUAACAGUUCAAAAAAUUAAAGCUUAGAAUCAAAUAUUUAUAAGUACAUACUUUAUUAAAAAUGUAAAUAUCACACGGUAUUUUUGCCUUAAUGGUAUAUUAAAAUUAAUCACACUAGAUCAUAAGCUUUCUUCUCAUUUCUUAUGUUAAAUUUUCCCCUGAAUCCAAACAUGCAGUCAGAGAUUUAGAAAGUAAAUCCGUUUCGAGGUAUAUAUAAAUUUCGGUUUUUUGAGAACUGAAACAAGUUCACUCAUUGAAUUUAAAUUUCUUUUUAUACCAGUGAAGCUUUUACAUUUGCUAUCAUUUAUUUCAACAUUAUUGAUUUAUUGCCAAAUUUGAAUAUGCAUGUUGGCAUAGAUGAUAGCAAAUUUAACAAGCUUCACUAGUAAAAAAAGAAAUUUACAUUCAAAUUUAUAUAUACCUCGACAACGGAUUUACUUUCUAAAUCUCUGACUGCAUAUUUGUAUUCAAGGACAAAUUUUACAUAAAAAAAAGAUGUUAAAACGCCACAGGUCAGAUUUCUUGUAAACUGUUAUUAUCAAUUAAAUUUAAUAAUUUGUUUUUGAGCUUUAGGCCGUAUGUUAAAUAAAACAAUAAAGGUUUUCUGCUUUAUUAACUUUUUAUUUUUAUUUUGGUCGAUAUUUCAGUCUCAAGGCAUCUUCAGGCGAAAUAUCGACCAAAAUAAAAAUAAAAAGUUAAUAAAGCAGAAAAACCUUUAAUGUUUUAUUCAACAUACGGCCUAUAGCUCAAAAAUAAAUUAUUAAAUUAUUUUCAACGGUCAAUAAUCAACGCAAUCAUUAUCAAUUAAAGGAAAACUUUUUAAAUGAUUUUUUAAAAUAAAAAGGAAAAUGAAAACUCAAGCAAAAAUGUAUUAAUCCAUUCAAAAACAUAAGUAUAUAAGUUAAAUAAACGCAAUUACAAUAUUCAUAUGUAUUCAAUCAUUUAAGUUAGUGACAUUUUGACCAUUUUGUGUAUACAGUUUGAAAUGUGGGCUUAUAUGCUGCUUG
Molecule: messenger RNA, 2639 nt
Organism: Rhagoletis pomonella (apple maggot)
Lineage: Eukaryota; Metazoa; Arthropoda; Insecta; Diptera; Tephritidae
Product: putative nuclease HARBI1
Exons: 4
Coding region: 278-1363 (361 amino acids)
Source: RefSeq, a predicted model, not a curated record